Molecule: messenger RNA, 1920 nt
Organism: Diprion similis
Lineage: Eukaryota; Metazoa; Arthropoda; Insecta; Hymenoptera; Diprionidae
Gene: Con
Product: connectin
Exons: 5
Coding region: 172-1791 (539 amino acids)
Molecular function (GO): protein binding
Source: RefSeq, a predicted model, not a curated record
UUCAAGUUGCAUUUUAGAUGCGACAGGCGCAACAUCACUUGUGGUUUUACCGGUAUGAUUGUUAUCGUAUAUUGCGGGUAAAAAUCUACGAUCUUCGGUACUGUACGAUAGUUAAAUAAGUGCCAGUUGUGAAUUUUCAACGAUAUUACCGGCGUCUAGAAUUUUUCGACAAUGAGAUUUCCGGCGACCCACGUUGCGUUCUUUCUGAUCCUGGUACUGGUUCCGUCCAUCUUGACGACGUCGUCGCGAUCCCGAAGUAAAAAGAAGACGAAAGAUGUCAAGCAAAAACCAGUGAACAUCUGCGACAUCGAGGAGCAAGGUUCUCCCAUGUUUUGCUACUGCGGUUCAACCCAGUUGGGUCUCGCGACGGACGUCAACUGCUGGAUCUUCGGCGCUCUUGAACCCGACUUGCCGAUAUGGGGUUACUUCAACUCUCAGCCGGACGUGCGGAAGCUGAAAUUUACCGUCAGGCCCGACGGAGUCUUCAAUCACAUUCCAACGACGGUGUUGAAGCAAUUGAAACACCUUGAGGUGGUCAUGAUUCAAUACGCAAUGCUGAACGUGCUCGCCGAGCGAGCCUUCUCGGACAUACCGGGACUUGUGGAGAUAAAUUUGAGCCAGAACAGGAUUGUGAACGUGUCGCGGCACGCCUUCGAGAAGAUGAAUAACCUGACCCACAUCAACCUGGACGAGAAUCGGAUCACGGAGAUAAACAGAGACGUGUUCGGUAGCCUGCCAAGCCUGAAAAUGCUCUUUAUCAAUAAAAACAACCUGACAGUGGUUCACGACCAGGCGUUCAGGCACCUGACAUCCCUCGAGGAACUCGAACUGAGUGGAAAUCAAAUUUCCGUUGUGACCAGGGACACGUUUUACGGCUUGAAAAACCUCGUGCGUCUAGAUCUGAGAGUCAAUCGUUUGGCAAUGAUCGGCGAUAAAACUUUCGCCGAAAUGCCCAAGCUCGUGGAGAUGGAUCUCGACCAAAAUCAAAUUGAGUAUAUAUCCGAAAAGGCUCUCGACGGAAUGACGAAUCUCCGCAAGCUCAGGCUCAGCGAGAAUAAACUCGUUACGCUUGAACCAGACUUUCUCGUCGGCGCUCCGAACAUUUAUCUCCUGGACCUCAGGGACAACGAACUCAAGACGAUGACCUUCGACAACAUAAAACCGAUUGUGACCAACCUCUACAACGACACCAGCUACUUUUACCUUGAAGGCAACAAGCUGAACUGCGACUGUAGACUCGCAUGGAUAUGGGGAUUGAGGAACGAGACGAACAACACGCGGCUGAAAGAAUCGUUGGAUGAACUGACCUGUUUUCUCGAGCUGAACAACUCCACCGUACAGGUUACCGACGAUGCUCAAACCGAAAGCCAGGCACUUACUUCGGAGACUGCCCAAUACCAAGAAGAUUACGCGUCCGACGAUGGCACCAUGGUCGACGACGAUGAGUACUUGUACAGAAAUGAUGAUCCUGAGGAUUCGUACACUUACGACGACGAAGAGGCGAUCGCGGACCCGUCAGCUAACACCAAUUAUCAACAAACGUUGCAAGUUGUGGAGGGUAAGACCGGCUACGUCAGGCAUCUGUUCCAAUUGAAUCUCGAAGACCUGCCCUGCCCUGACCGCCAGGAUCUUAUGGCGUCCGAGCAGCCGUUCAGCCAUCGGGAACAGACGCUCUUCGGAUCAUCAUCGGGAUCAAUGAUUUCCUUGUCAUCGGCGGAGAACACGGUGUCUUUCGGUCGCUGGACCCUCGUGAUUGUCGCCUUGGCGAAUCUCGCAAUAUUAUUCACGUAGAAUGUCUCGUGAAAUGCGACGUGUAACUCCUAACGACAAUUCUCUCUAAAUUCAUGGUGUUUCAUAGGCUUGUAUGCAGCCCUUAAAGGUUCCACUCGUAAUCAUUGGUUUCGCUUUUUUUUUUCGACG